AUGAAUGUUGGUGUAAAAUGUUCAGAGGACAACAAGCUAUCGGAUCCGGAUAAAUGGAUAGGACAAAGUCAGGUAACAGAAUUGAUCAACAACAUGCUCACAACCGGAUUUGUUAGUGCUCUGUUCAGUGAGGAUGAGAAAGACGCCAUCCAGCAGAAUAUUUGGGCGGAGGCCGAAGCACGAAUACGUGCUGAGGCUCUGGCCAGUGGAGCAAUAAAUGUACCCAUUAAUAAAGAAUCUGUGUGGAACUAUUUCAAAACAGAUUGCGCUUCUCGAUUGCAUCUUGUGCUCUGCAUGAACCCAACAGGUGACACGUUGCGUACUCGAUGUCGUGAUUUUCCGGGGAUUACAAAAUGCACUACCAUUGAUUGGUACUUCCCCUGGCCCGAACAAGCACUGUAUGCCGUUGCAUGCAGUUUGAUUGAUCCAAAGUUCAGUCAAGUUCCAGUCGCCCAUUGGGAAUCGGUUGUGACCAACGUGGUCAACAUUCACCGGUCAGUGCAAAUGGCAUCAAACGAAUUCAAACGACAAUUGCGUCGCAUCAAUUAUGUGACAGCGACUAAUUAUAUUCUGUUCAUCAACGGAUUUCUUAAACUGUUGGAUGAGAAAACCAAUGAAAACAUCUCGCAACAGAGGCGAUUACAAGGCGGAUUGGAGAAACUACACGAGACUGCGAUUCAAAUUGAACAGUUGAAUGUGAAGCUGGCUGUACAAAAAGUCAUCCUCGAGGAGAAGACCACCUCGUGCGAAUCCUUGAUGAAUGAGAUUAAUGAGUCCACGGAGGUGGCCACCGCAAAAAAGACACAGGCACAAGAAAAAUCGGUCGAAUUGGGCAAGCAAGCCAAGAUCAUUGUGGCUGAGAAGGCAAGCUGA
This is a messenger RNA of Echinostoma caproni, 873 nucleotides long. Lineage: Eukaryota; Metazoa; Platyhelminthes; Trematoda; Plagiorchiida; Echinostomatidae. The record is from the annotation of a GenBank genome assembly.